AGCCCCAGCCCCGCGGCGCCCAGACCAGCGGGCGAGCCCCAGUCCGCAUGCUCUGUAGCCCGGGCCGGCGGGCCACGGGUUGGCGGCCGCAGUGGCGACCGCGGUGGCACCGGCCGGAGCCCCACGGGUGCUCGCGCUCCCACUCUGGGGUCGCCACCUGGGCCGGCGCCGGGCGGGCUCGCGCCUUUCCAUGCUGCCAGACCUGGGACUGCGGAGCCGGCCUGGUGGCUCCCGCGAUGGCGGCGGAAGAAGAGGCUGCGGUGAGAGCUGAGGCGUUGCUAGAUGACAGCCAGUAUAUUGCUCCCAUGGUUUCCAAUCAAAUGAGCCCAUGGACAAAACCAAUAGCUAUUGGAUCCUUCAGCCCACAUGUGACAGAGUUUCCAAGAAAACGAAAAGGAAGUGAUUCAGAUCCAUCUCAGUCAGGAAUUAUGACAGAAAAAGUGGUGAAAAAUCAUUCUCAGAAUCCCUUUACCUAUCUCCUUUCAACAAGGAUAGAAAUAUCAGCAUCCAGUGGCAGCAGAGUGGAAGAUGGUGAACAACAAGUAAAAAUGAAGUCCUUCAGAGAAGCUCAUAGCCAAACUGAAAAACGGAGGAGAGAUAAAAUGAAUAACCUGAUUGAAGAACUGUCAGCAAUGCUCCCUCAGUGUAAGCCUGUGGCACGAAAACUGGACAAACUUACAGUUUUAAGAAUGGCCGUUCAAUACUUGAAAUCUUUAAAAGGUAUGACAAAUUUUUAUGCAGGAGAUAAUUAUCGACCUUCCUUUAUUCAGGAAAAUGAGCUCAGACACUUAAUCCUGAAGACUGCAGAAGGCUUCCUAUUUGUGGUUGGAUGUGAAAGAGGAAAGAUUCUCUUCGUUUCUAAGUCAGUCUCCAAAAUACUUAAUUAUGAUCAGGCUAGUUUGACUGGACAAAGUUUCUUUGACUUCCUACAUCCAAAAGAUGUUGCCAAAGUAAAGGAACAACUGUCUUCUUCUGAUAUUUCACCAAGAGAGAAGCUCAUAGAUGCCAAAACUGGCUUCCAAGUUAACAGCAAUUUCCAAACUGGAAGGACUCGUGUGUGUUCUGGCUCAAGACGAUCCUUUUUCUGUCGGAUAAAGAGUUGUAAAGUCUCUGUCAAAGAAGAGGAUGAAUGCUUACCCAACUCAAAGAAGAAAGAUCAUAGAAAAUUCUGUACUAUCCACUGUACGGGUUACUUGAGAAGCUGGCCUCCAAAUAUCAUCGGAAUGGAAGAAGAAAAGGACAGUCAGAAAGACAGUAAUUUUACCUGCCUUAUUGCCAUUGGAAGAUUACAUCCGUAUAUUGUCCCACAGAACAGUGGAGAAAUGAUUAAAGUGAAACCAACUGAAUUUAUAACCCGUUUUGCAAUGAAUGGAAAAUUCGUCUAUGUGGAUCAAAGGGCAACAGCAAUUUUAGGAUAUCUGCCUCAGGAACUUUUGGGAACUUCUUGUUACGAAUAUUUUCAUCAAGAUGACCAUAGUAAUUUGACUGACAAGCACAAAGCAGUUCUACAGAGUAAAGAGAAAAUAUUUACAGAUUCAUACAAAUUCAGAGCGAAAGAUGGCUCUUUUGUAACUUUAAAAAGCCAGUGGUUUAGUUUCACAAAUCCUUGGACCAAAGAACUGGAAUAUAUUGUGUCUAUCAACACUUUAGUUUUGGGACAUAGUGAGAAUGGAGAAGUAUCAUUACUUCCUUGCAGCUCUCAAUCAUUAGAAGAAUCCUCUAGACAGUCUUGUAUUAGUGUGCCCGGAAUGUCUACUGGAACAGUACUUGGUGCUGGUAGUAUCGGAACAGAUAUUGCAAAUGAAGUUCUGGACUUACAAAGGUUACAGUUUUCUUCAUCCCUUGGUGAUUCAAGUCCAACAGAUUUAAUGAAAGAUACUCACACGAUAAACUUCAGGAAUAUGUCAAAUAAGGAGUUGAUUCCACUAAGUCCUUCUGAAGUAGGGGAGCUAGAAGCUACAAUGCAAAACCACAGCACUGCUGAUCCCCCCAGUCACGAACCGCUCCUAGGUGAUGGUGCCCAGUUGGAUUUCGAUGCCCUCUGUGACAAUAAUGACACAGCCAUAGCUGCCUUCAUGAAUUACUUAGAAGCAGAGGGGGGCUUGGGAGACCCUGGGGACUUCAGUGACAUCCACUGGACACUCUAGCAUUUGAUUUUUAACUCCAAAAAUGAAAAACGUUUUUAGAGCAUUUCAUUUACAAAGAACUGUAUAUUCUACAGUACUGCAUUGAUACUGUUUUUAUAUUUCAUUCCUAUUAAUGGUCUACCGAUUUUUAUAGAUUGGUACCUUACUUUCAUAGAGGUAUGGGGAAAUGUAAUGUUUUCCUUCAAAUAGAGCUGCUCAGAGCUCCCUAUAGACCCCUUUACUCAGCGAACUGGCUUUAAACCUACUAGUUGCUAUUUUUUGCUAAAAUAUUUCUAAUCAAGAAUAUCACAAACAUCUUACUUGGUUUGGUUUUUAUUUUUCGAUUCAGUUUUUUGAGUUUGGGAAGUUUAAUAUAUUGGCAUUUUCCUUGUGUCUAAGAUUUAUUUAUAAUUGACUUAUAAUAGUAGAUUUUUAUGAUUUGGAACAUUUCCAUUCCUUGUAUAUUUCCUUAAAUGAGGAUAGGGCUUACAUACUUUUUAAGAAAAUGGUGAUUACUUGAAUAUUUAAAGGGACAAUGCAAUUUAUAGUAAUGAUCACAACGAAUACUGUAUUUGGUUAUUUUAGACUUGGGCAAGCACAAAGCUAGGGUAUUUAUGCUCAGUUGAGCACUUCGAGAUGGAUUUAAAUGAGAUGAUUUUUUAAAAUUUAAAACUCAGAAAAAGUUGAGAGUUUCAACUUUGCUUACAGAAAAGGAAAGAUUUUGGGCCCUAGAUCUUGGUAAUUAACCUUUGCAGAUAUAAGAUUUACUAUUAAUCUAACCACUCAAGGUUUUCAUUACAGAACAAACAGGUUUUUGAUGCUGAAAAGGUAUGUAGUAACUGAUUAGUCUUAAAGGAAGAAACUGGCCCAGGCAGAUUGUCUUGUAUAAAGUCACAAUUAAAUUCACAUAUUUUUUAAACGUUUGGUGUGUAUAAUCCAAUUCUACACAUUUGGAAAAGUAGUGAUAGGCUAGGAAACUAGUAGGGAAACCUUGAGGCUCAGAUGUGGGAUUCAGAUAUAAUUCUCUUUCUCUAGAUGGUUCUAUACCUUACCAGCAGAUUUCCCUCAGAGGCACUCACCAAAACAAAGCAUUGUUUUGAUCUUGCCUAUUUCUUUAGGCUGUAAGUAAUAGAUUGAACUUUCAUCAGAUGCAUUAAAUGGCAAACAUACCAACAGGCGAUAACCAGAAGCAUAUGCUCCAUUCAAGUGUGAUAUUAGCAGUGCCUCUGUGGACAAGAAUAUAUUGGCACAUUAUCCUCUUAAGCCAAUACAAUGUUCCAGCAAUGUCAGAGGGCAGUACCACUCCUGGUUCUGAUAGUUUAGGACUUGAGACACUCAGGUAUAGAAUAAGCCAAAGAAACUCUACAAGAUGAGGGAGACUGGUUUACAGUAGCCUGAGCAUGAUAGUUAGGUUUGAGGAAGCAUGAAUGAUCAAAUCUGUUUUCUAAGUCAGGCAGAGGGGCCUGCCUACAAACAUAACACUUUAGGGGUCUGAACCAUUGCAGGUUAAACUUGGCCUUCAGAAUUGACCUAAGCCAGAAGUAGCAGGAUAGGUCAUUGUAGCUAAAUGGCCUCAAAAGCAGAUGAGGCAAACCUUCAUGAUGCAAGGAUCUGAGAGGCAGAGUUUCUAGUAGCAAGCCACUGCUACCUUACAGAGUCGCAAUUUUUUUCUCUUUGUAAGAGGAGUUGUUCCAUAGACCAGUUGGCAGAUAACCAAUUGAAUGCUCUGAUCCUUUAAAAAUUCACUCCAAUAUUUUUCUGUAGAUCUUGCCCUGGACCCAAAAUCCAAUCCACACAUUAGAUGAUACUAUUGCUCUCCCAAGUUUAGGGUUUUCUUCAAAAUGCAUUCUAUUUGCAUUUGAUUGCUAUUAGGAGUGACAGAUAUUUUUAUGGUUUUACUGGAUAUUUUCCCUCCUACCAAUUAAUUUCUUGCAUUUUGGUGUAAAAUCUCUGUACACUGACUGAAAGCAUCAAAAAAAGGUACUCAAUUUUUUUUUUUUUAACUAAGAAUUACCUACAGCAAUGUAGUGGGGUGGGAGGAGUGUCUAGAAUCAGAAGAGCCCACUCAGCCUAAAUUUAGCUGUGUGACUGCAAGCAAGCCAUUUAAACUCUGUACCUCAGUUUUCUUGUUUGUAACAAGAGAUUUGGUCUCUGAGUUUACUUCCAGUUCUGAUUCUGUGAUUCUGAUCCACAGAACUUGAGUGUUAGGGUCAGACUCUAGAGCUGUAUUGUUCAGUGUGAUAGCCAGUAGCCACGUGGGACUGUUGAGCACUUGAAAUGUAGCUAAUGCAAAUAGAAAUGGGCUAUAAAUAUAAAUUGCAUAUCAGAUUUCAAACACUUAGUAUAAAAAAGAAUAUAAAAUAUAUUAAUUUUAUAUUGAUUACAUGUUCAGAUAAUAUUUAAGAUAUACUGAAUUAAAUUUAAGAUAUACUAAAUUAAUUUUUUUUAAUUUUUACUUUUCUAAUGUGGCUACUAGAAAAUUUAAAAUUACACAUGGGGCACUUAUAUAUUUCUGUUAGACAGCUCUGUUCUAGAAUAUUUUAUUAAGUGAAUAUUAUUGAAGUAGACCAAAGUUAUGCUAUAAGUAUGCUAUUUACCUCUAAAUGCUGUUUUAAAAAACAAUUGUGCAUUGAUCCUUGAUUUAGUACAAUCAAAUAACUGAAGCUGUGUGUAAAAAUUUUAAACUUUUGAAACUAGUAAACUUGAAAAUGUGAUCAGAUGUUUUAUUACAGAAUGAUAGCUUGAAAUUAAAUAAAACUUGAGGUAUAUGUUGACAACCUAUGGUAGUCACUAAACUUGGAAAUCCAUUGAAAAACAAAAGACAAACAGGAAAAUAAAGAAUAGAGACUUUUGGUAUAUAAAUGGGAUUAAAAUACUUAAUUACAGUGUCACCAUUGGGGAAAGGCUGUUUUUGAGUCAGAUUCUUUGACGAAUCUCUGUAGAGUCUGGGCCACAAGUAAAUGAAAUAGCCACUAUCUAGUUGUCAGACCAUAUUCAGUGUUAGAUCCCACUCCAAAGUAUCUACCACUCAGGUGGGUCAUUGUGGGCUCUGGAAUUGGAGAUUCAGAUUUGCCAAGUGUGGUGUUAAGAGCAGAACAAGGCUGACACUUAGAAUAAUCAGAAGCCAUAAAAAGCAAAAACAAAAACAAAACAAACUCUGCUAAGUGGCCACUAGGUGUCACUUUUUCAUUUCUACAGUUCUUUGUUCUCCGGUUAAUUUUUCCAAGUUCCAUGGAACCUAGAAGAGGCAUUUAUUAUUUUUUUUAUUAUGUCUGCCUCUCUGGUAUAGGUUGUUAUAUGAGAAAUGCUUUUUGAGAGAAAGUUCUUCCCACAUAAUAUAAAAGCUUUGGUUUAGGGAGCUUUUCAGAUGUGGCUCUAGUAAAAAAGCUGACCUUAGAAAGAAAACCCGUCCAAAUGAAUAUGCUCUCUGACUCAGUUGAGAGUGUAUGGUGUGCGUGUCACUGCUCAUACAGUCUUGAGUUUAGCUUUGUCUUUUAUACAAUUUUUAGCUUUUUCCAGUUCACUUGUGUUUGUCUGUAUUUUGGUAUUUUUAAAUUUUGUGAUAAAUGAUGAAAAGAGUGAAAUUAAACUAUAUUUUAUAAUAAUGA
Messenger RNA from Pteropus alecto (black flying fox), 5734 nucleotides. It is a transcript of the gene BMAL2, whose product is annotated as aryl hydrocarbon receptor nuclear translocator like 2. Gene Ontology annotation, cellular component: cytoplasm; aryl hydrocarbon receptor complex; transcription regulator complex. The transcript has 17 exons. Gene Ontology annotation, biological process: regulation of transcription by RNA polymerase II. Bases 48 to 2147 code for a protein of 699 amino acids. NCBI's taxonomy places the organism in Eukaryota, Metazoa, Chordata, Mammalia, Chiroptera, Pteropodidae. The record is from RefSeq and is a predicted model, not a curated record. Gene Ontology annotation, molecular function: protein dimerization activity; DNA-binding transcription factor activity, RNA polymerase II-specific; RNA polymerase II cis-regulatory region sequence-specific DNA binding.